AUGGACUUCAAAUCGGUCUUGGAAACGGCCAAUGUCAAGGCGGUUUUUCAGACCAUCGGUUAUCUAAUUGGCUUCUGGUUUGUCUAUCGUGUUGGUGUUGCAUUGUACAAUAUCUCACCAUUCCAUCCGCUGUCACGCUUUCCCGGUCCCAAGAUAGCGGCUGCGAGUUACCUUUAUGAAGCGUACUAUGAUUGGUGGCGCGUGGGAAGAUAUGGCAAAGUGAUUCGUGAUAUGCACGAGCGCUACGGCCCGAUUGUUAGAAUCAACCCCGAUGAGCUCCAUUGCUCUGAUCCUUACUUCACCGAUGAGAUCUAUGCUGGUCCUGGACGAAUUCGUGACAAGUGGCAGCAUCAGCUCAACACUGGAGGUGCCGGUCCUGUCUCAGUAACUGGCUUUUCAACAGUUCAUCAUGAAGUCCACCGUAUGCGAAAGGGCGCUUUGUCCAAGUAUUUCUCGCGCAACCAAAUGCUCAAGCUUGAGGGCGAGGUUCAAGAGUUCGCCCAGAUGACAGUAGACAAAAUGCUUCGAUCUGCCAGUGGGGAGCCUUUUGAUGUUAAGGAGGCUUUCAACUGUUUCACAGCGGAUAUCAUCUCACAGUAUGCUUUUGGCGAGUCAAUGGGUUUCAUCGCGCAAGAAGGUUGGGAACCAAACCUGGCUACUUGGGUCAAGUCCUUUUUCCAGAGCGCAUACAUGAUGAGACAUAAUGUCUUGGCGAGGAAAAUGGCCCAGUUCCUCCCUUUCCUGUCUGAUUACCUAGGAGAGGAUAUCAAGGCUGUCAUGCGUCAAAUGAAUGUUGUCAUUCCUGGGUAUAUCCAGGCCGCUUUGAAGAAUCCCGAUGGAGGAAGAGUGUUUGCAGAUAUCAUGGAGUCAAAGACCAUGCCCGAGUCCGAAAAGUCCAUGUACAGAUUGUCUGGAGAGGGUUUCAACUUUCUCCUGGCUGGUACUGAGACAACUGCUGCUACCCUUACUGUCAUUACAUACUAUCUGCUUGCCCAGCCCUUGACAUACCAACGUUUGAUGGCUGACCUUGAAGGUCUUGACCCAGAGAACCCGAAAUGGACUGAUCUUGAGCAACGACCUUAUUUAUGGGCUGUCAUCCACGAAGCUCUCCGCGUCAUGCCUGGAGUAUCUCACCGCUCAGCUAGAAUCGCUCGUGAGGAGGAUCUGGUGUAUAAAAGCAAAGACGGCAAUGCCGAAUGGGUAAUCCCAAGAGGGACCCCUAUCGGCAUGACCUCCAUGAUCAACCACUGGAAUAAGGAAAUCUUUCCCGACCCUGACGACUUCACACCUGAGCGAUGGUUGGAUAGCGAAAAGCCUAACUACAAGUUGCAGAAAUUGCUCAUUUCUUUUGGAAAGGGCAGUCGCGCGUGUAUUGGUGAGAAUCUUGCUUACUGUGAGGUUUACAUCAUGGCUGCUCUGCUUGCUUUUAGAGUUAUCCCAAGAGCGCGUCUAUACGAAACCACUGUGGAGGAUAUCACCUAUGACCACGAUCUGAUUGUCGUCCAGACAAAGAAGGGUUCCAUUUCCGUCCGUAUCGCCAUUUCAUAG
Fusarium sp. VM40 is the source of this 1548-nucleotide messenger RNA. NCBI's taxonomy places the organism in Eukaryota, Fungi, Ascomycota, Sordariomycetes, Hypocreales, Nectriaceae. The record is from the annotation of a GenBank genome assembly.